Alligator sinensis (Chinese alligator) is the source of this 1053-nucleotide messenger RNA. RefSeq names its product olfactory receptor 2G3-like. NCBI's taxonomy places the organism in Eukaryota, Metazoa, Chordata, Crocodylia, Alligatoridae. The transcript is spliced from 2 exons. The record is from RefSeq and is a predicted model, not a curated record. The coding region runs from base 1 to 1053 and encodes 350 amino acids. Gene Ontology annotation, cellular component: membrane. Gene Ontology annotation, molecular function: G protein-coupled receptor activity; olfactory receptor activity. Gene Ontology annotation, biological process: G protein-coupled receptor signaling pathway.
AUGCUCAAGCUGACCAUGCCUGCCAUCCUCCAGUAUGUCAGACACCUGUUUGGCGUGGGCAAAGCCACCACCAGGGAGGCCAUCCUCGAGAUAAAACACUGGAGACAACUGACCAGGGAAAACCAAAGCUGCAUGACUGAAUUUAUAUUCCUGGGUCUCUCCAGUGAGCCAAGGGUAGAGGCUGUUCUUUUCAUGGUGUUUCUGGUGUUCUACCUGCUCACUGUGGUUGGCAACAUCAUCAUAACUACAGUUAUCAGAAUAGACCCUCAGCUCCAUGUGCCCAUGUACUUUUUCCUCAUCAAUCUGUCCUUCUUAGACAUCUGCUACAUCUCAACCAACGUCCCACAGAUGCUGGUGAAUCUGUUGUCCAGGAAAAAGACUAUAUCCUUCAUGGGUUGUGCUGUUCAGAUGUAUUUGUCUUUGGCCUUUGGCAUGACUGAGUGUUUCCUGCUUGGAGUCAUGGCUUACGACCGGUAUGUGGCAAUAUGUCAUACAUUGCAAUACAGAGUUAUCAUGAAUAGGAAGGUCUGUGCUCAGAUGGCUGUCAUGUCCUGGACCUGUAGUCUGCUCAGCUCCAUGGUAAUCAAUGUCAUGACCCUGAGGUUGCCCUUCUGUGGGCCCAACACCUUGAACCACUACUUCUGCGAGGUGCCAGCUGUGCUGACCUUGGCUUGCACUGAUACUUCCCUCACUGAAAUGGUGGUUUUCAUCUUCAGCAUACUCAUUGUUUUCAUCCCUUUCCUCCUGAUUGUUGUCUCGUACAUCUGUAUUCUCUCAGCUAUCCUGCAGAUCCACUCAGCCCAUGGAAGAGCCAAAGCCUUCUCUACAUGUGGAUCACACCUGACUGUUGUGACCUUGUUCUAUGGGACAGCCAUCUUCAUGUACAUGCGACCCAGGUCCCAAUCCUCACGGGACAGGGACAAAGCGAUUGCUGUGUUCUAUACCAUUGUAACUCCCAUGCUCAAUCCCCUGAUCUACACUCUGAGGAAUAAGGAGGUGAAAAGGGCCUUAAGGAGAAUGGUCAUUAGACACAGAUUUUCAAGGAGGAUGUGA